This is a messenger RNA of Arthroderma uncinatum, 6399 nucleotides long. RefSeq names its product glutamate synthase. NCBI's taxonomy places the organism in Eukaryota, Fungi, Ascomycota, Eurotiomycetes, Onygenales, Arthrodermataceae. The transcript has 4 exons. The coding region runs from base 1 to 6399 and encodes 2132 amino acids. The record is from RefSeq and is a predicted model, not a curated record. Gene Ontology annotation, molecular function: FMN binding; iron ion binding; iron-sulfur cluster binding.
AUGGGCCUCUUGGGGAAAUCCUAUGAUUUAAAAGCUGAAGAGGACAGCCCCAACGAGUACUCCCCAUACAAGGCAGAGAAGGGCUAUGGCUGGGCAGAAGCCCUGCCUGAGAAGCAGGGUCUCUAUGACCCAGAGCUGGAGAAGGAUGCCUGUGGUGUAGGCUUCACCGCUCACAUCAAAGGAAAGGCAAGCCAUAAAAUUGUUAGCGAUGCGCGGAGUCUACUAUGCAACAUGACCCAUCGAGGGGCAGUCGGGUCUGAUGCUCGAGACGGUGAUGGCGCAGGUGUCAUGACCAGUAUCCCCCACAAGUUCUUUGUGAAGCAUUUUGCCAGAGAUAUCGAUGUCAUCCUUCCGCCAUUGGGACAAUAUGCAGCGGGGAAUCUCUUCUUCAAGCCUGACCCCGAGGCCCUCAAGGAGUCCCAGGCUACCUUCGAGGAUCUUGCAAAGCAAUUGAACCUCCGCGUGCUGGGUUGGAGAGAAGUGCCGCAUGAUUCGACGAUACUCGGGCCUGCCGCCUUGUCUCGUGAACCUUUCAUUUACCAACCUAUUAUUGUCCUUCAUUCUGCGUAUGGAGACGGCAAUGUUCCCCUUGAAAACCACGCUGCACUCUUUGACGAGCGACUCUUUGAGCGGCAGUUGUAUGUCUUGAGGAAGCGAGCCACUCAUGUCCUUGGAUUGGUCAAUUGGUUUUAUCUCUGCUCCUUGAGUAAUAAAAAUAUCGUAUACAAGGGUCAAUUGGCUCCUGUGCAAGUCUAUGAAUAUUAUCAUGAUCUAGUCUCCGUUGAUUAUGAGGGUCAUUUUGCCCUGGUUCACUCCCGAUUCUCCACGAACACUUUCCCUUCCUGGGAUCGCGCCCAGCCUCUCCGAUGGGCAGCACACAAUGGUGAAAUAAACACCCUUCGCGGAAACAAGAACUGGAUGAGAGCAAGAGAAGGCGUACUCAAGUCGGAAGUGUUUGGAGACGAAUUGGAUUCCUUGUACCCGAUUGUGGAGGAUGGUGGCUCCGAUUCUGCUGCGUUCGAUAACGUACUAGAAUUGCUCACAAUAAACGGCGUCCUCUCCCUUCCCGAAGCAGUCAUGUUGAUGAUUCCAGAGGCCUGGCAGGACAAUCCUACCAUGGAUGCCGCAAAGGCCGCCUUUUAUGAAUGGGCUGCCUGUCAGAUGGAGCCAUGGGAUGGUCCGGCUCUCUUCACUUUCUCCGACGGCCGAUACUGCGGUGCCAAUUUGGACCGCAACGGCCUCCGUCCAUGCAGAUACUACAUCACAGACGAUGAGCGUAUCAUAUGUGCAUCUGAAGUCGGCGCUCUCACCAUUGACCAGGAGCGUGUCAUCGAGAAGGGUCGCCUGCAGCCUGGAAAAAUGCUUCUCGUCGAUACGGUUGCUGGAAGAAUCAUUGACGAUGCAGAGCUGAAGCAAAACGUUGCAAGCCGUCAGCCAUUCGCCAAAUGGAUUCAGGCACAGCUUCUCAGCCUACCCAAGAUUCACCAGGAAUUCGUCGACAACAAAACAAUUGAGCUUGCUCCUAAGCUGGACGAGCUGACCGUGCAGCAAGACCCUAGAUUGAAGGCAUUCGGGUAUACCUUUGAACAAGUUAGUUUGCUGCUUGGUCCAAUGGCUGCUGACUCUAAAGAGGCUCUUGGAUCCAUGGGCAACGAUGCUCCUCUCGCAUGUAUUGCUCAGCAACCUCGUCUCCUGUAUGAGUACUUCCGCCAACUGUUCGCUCAAGUCACAAAUCCCCCUAUCGAUCCUAUUCGCGAGGCCAUCGUGAUGUCUUUGGAGUGCUACGUCGGUCCUCAGGGUAACUUGCUCGAAAUCAAUGAAACACAGUGCAACCGCCUCCAUCUUCCAUCUCCUAUCCUCUCACUCAGUGAAUAUGAUACUAUCAAAAACAUCACCUCCCUACACAAGGACUGGCCUGUAAAAAUCAUCGAUAUCACUUUUGAGAAAUCAAAGGGGGUACAGGGCUACCUCGAUGCCCUCGAUGCCAUCUGCGAAUCUGCCACUGCAGGUAUUGAGAACGGCGAUCGUGUUCUAGUUUUAUCCGAUCGAGCCACUUCCACAGAUCGGGUUCCGGUGUCUGCUCUGUUGGCCACUGGUUUAGUCCAUCACCAUCUUGUCCGCAAUAAAUGGCGUUCCUUGGCUGCUUUGGUGGUCGAAACUGCUGAAGCCCGUGAAGUCCAUCACAUGUGUGUACUCGUUGGUUAUGGUGCUGAUGGUAUAUGUCCAUACCUUGCUCUGGAGUGCAUCCUAAAAAUGAACCGCGAAGGUCUUAUCCGCAAGAAGCUCACCGAUGAGCAAAUUGUUAACAACUAUAAGCAUUCAGUUGACGGAGGUAUCCUGAAGGUCAUGAGCAAGAUGGGUAUUUCCACAUUGCAGAGUUAUAAGGGGGCACAAAUUUUCGAGGCCCUUGGUAUUGAUGAUAGUGUCAUUGAUAGAUGCUUUGUUGGAACGGCAAGCAGAAUUCGAGGAAUGACUUUUGAAACCAUUGCUCAAGACGCCUUUGCCUUCCAUGAAAAGGGGUAUCCCUCUCGACAAAUUACUGAAAUUCCUGGCCUGCCUGAAUCCGGCGAGUAUCACUGGAGAGACGGUGGUGAGCCACACAUCAACGACCCAGUCAGCAUCGCCAAUAUGCAAGAUGCUGUCCGUACCAAGAACGACAAAUCAUAUGAAGCCUAUGCUAAGGCAGAAUAUGAGCAGAUCAAGAACUGUACGUUGCGUGGAAUGCUGGAGUUCGACUUUGAGCAACGCGCACCGGUCCCAAUUGACCAGGUUGAGCCAUGGACCGAUAUUGUCCGUCGCUUUGUCACCGGUGCCAUGUCUUAUGGUUCUAUCUCCCUUGAAUCUCAUUCCACUCUUGCCAUUGCCAUGAACAGGCUAGGUGGUAAAUCCAACACGGGUGAAGGUGGUGAAGACUCUAGCCGCAGUAAAAUAGGGAAGAACGGCGACACGAUGAGAUCUGCUAUCAAACAAAUUGCUUCUGGUAGAUUUGGUGUCACCUCCAACUACCUUGCAGAUGCGGAUGAGCUACAGAUCAAGAUGGCCCAAGGUGCGAAGCCUGGUGAAGGAGGUGAACUGCCUGGUCAUAAAGUUACCGGGCCUAUCGCACAUACCAGACAUUCUACCCCUGGCGUUGGUCUGAUCUCGCCUCCACCUCACCAUGACAUCUACUCCAUUGAAGAUCUGAAACAACUCAUUUACGAUCUCAAAUGUUCUAAUCCUCGUGCUCGUGUUUCAGUCAAACUUGUUUCUGAGGUUGGCGUUGGUAUCGUUGCAUCUGGUGUCGCUAAAGCAAAGGCAGAUCAUAUUCUUAUCGCUGGCCACGACGGAGGUACCGGUGCUUCUAGAUGGACUGGUAUCAAAUAUGCCGGUCUCCCAUGGGAGCUAGGAUUGGCUGAGACCCAUCAAACCUUGGUUCUUAAUGAUCUGCGUGGCCGUGUUAUCGUCCAGACUGACGGACAGCUCAGAACAGGUCGGGAUAUUGCCAUUGCCUGUCUGCUAGGAGCCGAAGAAUGGGGAUUUGCAACCGCCCCAUUAAUUGCAAUGGGAUGUGUCAUGAUGAGGAAAUGCCACUUGAACACUUGCCCUGUCGGAAUAGCGACGCAGGAUCCCGUUCUCCGCGAAAAGUUCCAAGGCAGCCCCGAACACGUUAUCAACUUCUUCUACUACAUCGCCAACGAGCUUCGUGCAAUCAUGGCCAGGCUUGGUUUCCGCAGUGUCAAUGAAAUGGUUGGGCGAGCAGAGUUGCUGAGAAUUAGGGACGACCUGCCAUCACCACGCAUGCAGAAUAUUGAUCUUUCCCUUAUUUUGACUCCCGCACAUUCUCUCCGACCUGGAGUGGCGACGUACAACGUUAGGAAGCAAGACCAUCGCCUCCAUACUCGCCUGGAUAACAAGCUUAUCGCUGAAGCCGAGCUGGCUUUAGAAAAGGGGCUACCAUGCAGAGUUGAGUGCGAUAUUGUCAACACUGAUCGUGCCAUGGGUGCCACACUGUCUUACCAGAUCAGUAAACGAUAUGGUGAAGCUGGGUUGCCACAGGAUACCAUCCAUGCUAACAUCAGAGGAUCUGCAGGUCAGUCCUUUGGAGCCUAUCUGGCCCCUGGUGUCACCCUGGAACUGGAGGGUGAUUCGAACGAUUAUGUCGGCAAAGGUUUGUCCGGCGGUCGUCUCAUCAUCUAUCCUCCACGCGGUGCCGUUUUCAAGGCUGAGGAAAACAUCAUUAUCGGAAAUGUCUGCUUGUACGGCGCAACUAGUGGAAGCUGCUACUUCCGUGGUGUUGCUGCUGAGCGAUUUGCCGUUCGUAACUCUGGUGCCACCGCUGUCGUUGAAGGAGUAGGUGACCAUGGUUGUGAGUACAUGACUGGUGGCCGUGUGCUGAUUCUAGGUCCUACCGGGCGAAAUUUCGCCGCGGGUAUGUCUGGAGGUAUCGCAUAUGUCCUCGACACUGCUGGAGAUUUCUACCAAAAAGUCAAUAUGGAGAUGGUUGAACUUUCUGGCGUCGAAGAACCCGCCGAAAUUGCAUUCUUGCGUGGUUUGAUUGAAGAUCAUCAUCACUAUACUGGCUCCGAAAUCGCAGCUAGGAUCUUGGUUGAUUUCACCAAGGCCUUGUCGCAUUUCGUCAAGAUUUUGCCAACGGACUAUAAGCGUGUGCUUGAGGAAGAAGCAGCCAAAGUUGAGGCAGCUAAGAAGCUGGAACUUUCACACCUAAGUUCUCGCCAGAAGCAUGUGGCAAAACAAGAAGAGAAGGCAGAACAUAAGCAUCGUGAGGACUCUCAACCCAGAAGCGACCUCCUAGACAUCGAAGAUAGCAUUGGUGAUGCCAAAACCGAGAAAAAACGCACUGCCUUAAUCCUGGACAAGACUAAGGGCUUCAUGAAGUAUGCCCGACGUCAUGAGAAAUACAGGAACUCGAGAACUCGUACUCGUGACUGGCAAGAACUGUCACCACGACUUACUGAGGAUGAGUUGAAAUAUCAAUCAGCUAGAUGCAUGGACUGCGGUGUUCCGUUCUGUCAGUCUGAAACCGGCUGCCCUAUUUCAAACGUCAUUCCAAAAUGGAACGAGCUUGUAUUCCAGAAUCAAUGGCAAGAUGCACUUAACAGGCUACUCAUGACGAAUAACUUCCCCGAAUUCACUGGCCGUGUCUGCCCAGCUCCCUGCGAAGGUGCUUGUGUUCUCGGCAUUGUCGACGACCCAGUUGGCAUCAAGUCAAUUGAAUGUGCUAUAAUUGAUAGAGGCUUUGAGAUGGGUUGGAUGGUUCCGAAGCAACCUCUAAGCCGUACUGGAAAAACCGUCGCAGUCAUUGGCUCUGGGCCUGCUGGUCUGGCAGCUGCAGACCAACUUAACCGCGCCGGACACAGUGUAACGGUGUAUGAGCGUGCAGACCGCAUCGGUGGCUUGUUGAUGUAUGGAAUCCCAAAUAUGAAACUGGACAAGAAGGUGGUUCAGAGGCGUGUUGAUUUCAUGGCUGCUGAAGGUAUCAAGUUCGUCACCAGCACUACCGUUGGGCCAGACGAGGAAGUGUCUCUCAAAUCACUCCAAAAUGCCAAUGAUGCCGUUGUCAUCGCUACUGGUGCCACUGUUGCGCGAGACUUGAAGAUUCCAAAUCGUGAAUUGGAGGGAAUUCAUUUCGCUAUGGAAUUCCUCCAUCGCAACACCAAAUCACUCCUCGACUCCGAGCUAAAUGACGGAGAGUAUAUUUCCGCAAAGGGCAAAGACGUCAUCGUAAUUGGUGGCGGUGAUACUGGUAACGAUUGCAUCGGCACUUCAGUUCGACACGGUGCAAAAUCUGUUACCAACUUUGAGCUGCUGCCUCAACCUCCACAGGAACGUGCUCGUGAUAACCCAUGGCCUCAGUGGCCUCGAAUCUACCGUAUUGACUAUGGUCACAGCGAAGUCAAGACACAUAUGGGCAAAGAUCCACGUGAGUUCUGUGUCAUGUCGAAGGAGUUCGUCGGCGAUGAAAAUGGCCGUGUUAAAGGUAUCAACAUUGUCCGGGUUGAAUGGACGAAGAGUGCUUCCGGUGGUUGGGAUAUGAAGACUGUUGAAGGAAGCGAACAGUUCUUCCCUGCCGACUUGGUACUCCUUUCUAUGGGCUUCCUGGGCCCUGAAGAUCGCCUUCUCGGAGAUGAAGUUGAAAGAGAUGCCCGCAAGAAUAUCAAGACUCCAGCUGGUCAUUAUGCGACGAAUAUCCCUGGCGUAUUUGCUGCCGGAGAUUGUAGGCGCGGGCAAUCGCUUAUUGUCUGGGGUAUUAACGAAGGCCGUCAAGCUGCUCGAGAAAUCGAUACUUAUCUUAUGGGCAGCACAUCCUAUCUUCCAGCAGCCGGCGGAAUUGUCCGACGUCCAGCGAUCGAGUCUGUCCCGACGGCUCCUCAGAUGGAAGUCCCAGCAGUCGCUGCGUAA